CUAAUUUGUGGGAACGAACGGGUGGAGAAAAAUUGUCAUCGCUCGCUGCGAUUUAUUGUGAUAAAAUUUGUUAAAAGGCAACGCAAAUAAGUUGAAAAAUCAACGCAAUGGCCUGCAACGCAAGCAAGACGCACCUCUUGCGCGCUAUCGCUAAACGCGGUUAUGCCACCUGCCCACGCCUCGUCGGCGACACUUCACCCAUCAAUGUCAACGUGCUCGAGAACAAGCUGGUCGUGGCCACAGCCGAUGCCUCGGUGCCCGUUUCCCGUGUCUCGAUUGUGCUGCGCGCCGGCUCCCGCUACGAGGCGUACGACACGCUGGGCGCCUCGCAUUUGCUGCGUCUGGCUGGCAGCCUGAGCACGCAGAGAUCCUCGGCAUUUGCGAUUGCCCGCCACAUUCAGCAGGUGGGCGGCACCUUGACCACCUGGGGUGAUCGCGAGCUGGUUGGCUAUACCGUGGAGACGACCUCGGAUAAUGUGGAGACCGGCCUGCGCUAUCUGCAGGAUCUGCUGCAGCCCGCCUUCAAGCCCUGGGAGCUGAAGGACAAUGCCAAGACGCUGCACAAUCAGCUGGAUGCCGUCACAACCGAGGAACGCGCCAUUGAGCUGGUGCACAAGGCCGCCUUCCGUCGCGGCCUGGGCAACUCCAUCUAUAUACCCCGAUUCCAGUUGGGCAAAAUCUCCAGCGAGAGCCUACUGCACUAUGUGGCCAACACUUUUUCGGCCGGCACCGCAGCCGUUGUUGGCGUCGGUAUUGACAACAACCUGCUGUCCGGCUUUGCCCAGACCCUCAGCUUCCCCAGCGGCGGCGGCAACAGCAGCAAGAGCAGCGCCAGCUAUUAUGGCGGUGAUGCGCGCAAGGACACGGCGGGACAUCGCGCCGUUGUCGCUGUUGCCGGCGAAGGUGCCGCCGCUAGCAACCACAAGGAAGCGCUGGCAUUCGCCAUACUAGAGCAGGCAAUUGGCGGCGAUGCUGCCACCAAGCGUGGCAAGUCGGCCGGUGCCUUUAGCGAGGCUGCCAGCUGCGCCAGCGAUGCGCCCGUUGCGUUGAAGGCCCUCAACAAGAGCUACUUGGAUGCUGGCCUCUUUGGCUUUGUGGCGUCCGCCGAUAGCAAGGAUAUUGGCAAGACUGUUGAGUUUCUGGUGCGCGCUCUCAAGUCCGGCUCCGUCUCCGACAAGGAUGUGGCACGCGGCAAGGCGCUGCUCAAGGCACGCAUCAUCUCCAACUACUCCUCCGACAGCGGUCUGAUCAAGCAGAUUGGUCGCCAGGCGGCUUUGACCAGAACCGUUUUGGAGGCCGACGCCCUGGUGGCUGCCAUCGAUGGCAUCUCGCUGGACCAGGUGCAGGCGGCUGCCAAAAAGGUUGCCGGCUCCAAGCUGUCUGUCGGCGCCAUCGGCCACCUGGCCAAUGUGCCCUACGCAUCCGAUUUGGCUUAAGUAGAUAAUCUUGUUAACUGUAUAUGUAAUUUAAACCCUGCUGCCGGCGAGAUCUAACGAAAUAAACCUGUUGGAAGUCA
Messenger RNA from Drosophila novamexicana, 1516 nucleotides. It is a transcript of the gene UQCR-C2, whose product is annotated as cytochrome b-c1 complex subunit 2, mitochondrial. Lineage: Eukaryota; Metazoa; Arthropoda; Insecta; Diptera; Drosophilidae. The coding region runs from base 108 to 1436 and encodes 442 amino acids. Gene Ontology annotation, biological process: proteolysis. The record is from RefSeq and is a predicted model, not a curated record. Gene Ontology annotation, cellular component: mitochondrion. Gene Ontology annotation, molecular function: metal ion binding; metalloendopeptidase activity. The transcript is spliced from 4 exons.